Messenger RNA from Prunus armeniaca (apricot), 1191 nucleotides. The record is from the annotation of a GenBank genome assembly. Lineage: Eukaryota; Viridiplantae; Streptophyta; Magnoliopsida; Rosales; Rosaceae.
AUGAGUGACAAUUUGAUGGAGAAAGUGAGUGCUUUUGGCGAACGCCUCAAGAUCGAAGGGUCUGAGGUCGGUCGAAAGAUGAGCGCGGGCUUGAGCUCAGUGAGCUUCAAGGUGAAGGAGCUCUUCCAAGGCCCAAACCAAGCAGAUAAGAUCGUCGAAGAUGCCACAUCAGAGGCACUUGAUGAGCCUGACUGGGCUAUGAAUCUUGAUAUUUGUGACAUGAUCAAUACUGAAAGAGUCAACAGUGUCGAAUUAGUUCGUGGAAUAAAAAAGCGGAUUAUGUUGAAGAAUCCUAGGGUCCAGUACCUCUCGCUAGUGCUGCUUGAAACAUGUGUUAAGAACUGUGAGAAGGCUUUCUCAGAGAUAGCUGCAGAAAGAGUUCUUGAUGAGAUGGUGAAGCUGAUUGACGAUCCUCAGACUGUUGUUAAUAAUCGCAAUAAGGCUUUGAUGCUGAUUGAAGCAUGGGGGGAAUCGACCGGUGAGCUCCGCUAUUUGCCUGUUUACGAGGAAACAUACAAGAGUUUAAGAUCAAGGGGUAUUCGGUUCCCUGGUCGUGACAAUGAGAGUUUGGCACCAAUUUUCACUCCCCCACGUUCGGUUUCAGCUUCAGAGUCAGAUGCUAGCCUUUCCCAGCAAAUUCCGCUUGAUAUUCCUGUGCAAGGCUUUACGGCUGAACAAACAAAGGAAGCAUUUGAUGUUGCAAGAAACAGUAUUGAGCUUCUUAGUACUGUUUUCUCCUCUUCAACCCAACAAGAUGCUUUACAGGAUGACUUGACAGCCACACUUGUACAACAAUGUCGUCAGUCUCAAUCCGCCGUCCAGAGAAUUAUAGAGACAGCUGGAGAAAACGAGGCCUUGCUGUUUGAAGCGCUGAAUGUGAAUGAUGAGAUCCAUAAAGUUCUAUCCAAGUAUGAAGAACUGAUGAAGCCUUUGGUAGUUCCGACUGAGCCAGAACCUGCAAUGAUACCCGUUGCUGUGGAGGCUGAUGAAUCACCGAGUCAUGGGAAAGAGGAUUCCUUGAUUAGAAAACCAGCUGCUUCUCGAGGUCUGGUCCAUGCAGGGAGCCACGAUGACAUGAUGGAUGAUCUGGAUGAGAUGAUAUUUGGCAAGAAAGGUGUAAGUUCUUCUGAAGGAAGCCAAGAUCCGAAGAAACAGCAGCCGGCAGCAAAGGAUGACCUGAUCAGCUUUUGA